Crotalus tigris (Tiger rattlesnake) is the source of this 2637-nucleotide messenger RNA. Its product is annotated as tyrosine-protein phosphatase non-receptor type 13-like. Gene Ontology annotation, molecular function: protein tyrosine phosphatase activity; phosphatidylinositol 3-kinase regulatory subunit binding. The coding region runs from base 865 to 2637 and encodes 590 amino acids. The record is from RefSeq and is a predicted model, not a curated record. Lineage: Eukaryota; Metazoa; Chordata; Lepidosauria; Squamata; Viperidae. Gene Ontology annotation, cellular component: nucleus; cytoplasm. Gene Ontology annotation, biological process: peptidyl-tyrosine dephosphorylation. The transcript has 14 exons.
UUAUGUCUUUUGAACCGCUGGACCUUUUUUGGUUGCGGGGGUGGGCUAAAUACUCUCCUACCCCCCCGGCUCAAACACCUUCUUAAAAUACCAAUUUUGAAGUCGAAUCCGGUCGACUUAAACAAGCUUCGCGCGUUAAGCUGAGGAGGCCGAGCUUUUUCAGCCGAGGGGCGCUUUUUUUUUUUUCCUUCCCCCCUCCAAAGGCAGAGAAGACUUCGCAAUAGUGGCGAAGGCUGCCGAGGGCGCGGCAGCAAGAGCAACCAGCAGGGCCGGCCUUGCGGUUGGCUUAGUAACCCAAGAGCCACUCGGCUUGCCAGGGCCCCAGCGCGGGGCGGGCCAGGCGGGCGAGAGAAGAGCUGCCGGCGAGCCUGUGUCAGCAGCUUCCCCGCUGCCAGGGAGGCGCGAGUGGCUGCGCCGGUCCCAGCCCUCCAGAAGCGGCGGUAGAGACGGGCGGCCCCGCGUUCGCAGCCAGCCAGGCGGACAGCUCAAGAGCGUCCGGUCCCGGCUGCGGGGCGGGAGAAAGGGUCGCGUCGGACCCUGCCCCGCCUGCUUGUGCUUAAGGAGCCCGGCUCGCAAGGAGGGAGGCAGGGAGGAGGGAGCGAGGCUGGGCGGGGGAGCGGUUCCUGCCUCGGCUCCGUCCAAGCCGGGCGAGGGGAGGGCAGAAGAGUCGGGGGCGUCGGAGCAGGCGGACUAGCAGCCGCGAGGAGAUGUUGCCGCCGUCCCUGCCGCCGCCCCGGCCCCUCCGCUCCCGCCACUCGUGCGCGUCUUCCAGCGAGCCUCGCCGUGGACUCGCGGGGAGCCUUCCCACUACGACGCGCGUUCCCGGCACCGGAUCGUCUCCCGGAGCCUCUCGCGGCUGAUAAAAUGCAUGUGUCAUUAGCUGAAGCCCUGGAAGUUCGGGGUGGACCACUACAGGAAGAAGAAAUAUGGGCUGUGCUGAAUCAAAGUGCUGAAAGUCUUCAAGAGUUACUCCGAAAAGCUGAUCCAACUGCUCUGGGCUUUCUCAUAUCUCCGUGGUCUCUUCUGCUGCUUCCAUCUGGCAGCGUAUCUUUUACAGAUAAAAAUGUUUCUAAUCAAGAUCUGCAAGCAUUCACAGAACCAGAAGUUCUCAAAAAUCAGUCACUCUUAUCUGUUUCUGAUGUUGAAAAGAUCCACAUUUAUUCUCUUGGAAUGACCCUUUAUUGGGGAGCUGACUACGAUGUUCCAGAAAGCCAGCCAAUCAAACUUGGAGAUCAUCUGAACAGCAUUCUCCUUGGUAUGUGUGAAGAUACUGCUUAUGCUCGUGUAUCUGUACGGACCGUUCUUGAUGCCUGUAGUGCUCACAUACGGAACAGCAACUGUGCACCUUCUUUCUCAUAUGUGAAACAGUUAGUCAAACUGGUUCUGGGGAGUUUUCCUGCGGUAGACCAGCUUCCUUGCACAGGGGACAAAAAACUUCACACAGACAAGAGCCAGGCCAUUCGAGAGAGGCUGAGAGGAAAACGGCUUCCCACAGGAAGAAUGACUGAUGCAGCAGCUGGUUACCAGGCUCCAUUUUCUCAACAAACCAUGCUUAACAAAGGGCUUAGUAAGUCGUUGGAGUUCCUGUCAAUCAGUGACUCACGAGGUGAAAAGGAGCUUGCUCAAAAUAUUGUCUCUGAUUACAAUUCUGGCCAUGAAGACAGUGCAGAUACUUGCUGUCCUUACCGAUUCAGAGCUUCCAACCUGGAAAAGAAAGCCAACAGUAAUCCCAAACGCAAAGUAUGGGCUUCUUCCUCUGAUCUGUUGUGCACAACUCACAAAGUCACAGAGGGAGACUAUGUCGCAGAUUCUCAUAAGCACCAUCAUCAAGGCGGAACCAUUUCAGGGCGGACUUCAGGAGCUCUCAGAAACAAAGAAAGCAGAUAUUCUGAUGGGAGCAUAGCUCUGGAUAUAUUUGGCCCUCAAAAACUUGACCAAGUGCUUCAUGUAUCAGAGACCUCAACAUCAGCAGCCUUAUUAUGUGCCUUUGACAGGAUCAAAGAGAAGCAGAAGAAAUUGCAGUUGCUGAGAGAAGCCAUGAAUGUAGAAGAGCGCGUACGAAAAUAUAAAUCUUACCAUAGUGAUGUAUGCAGCACUGACAGUGAGGGCCCAUCAUUCAUUUCUUCCGAGACAGAUUUUAGACAAGUGCCAGUGAGGAGGUAUGAAGCUCUAAAAGAUGAAUCCAGUGUUUCCUCCUUAAGAAUAGAUGAUACCUCUUCAUCAGGUCAAAAACAAGGACAAAGAUCAAGAGAAUGGUUUCCUAGUUCAAGGAUCUUUGGAACCUAUAUGGGGGGAAAAAGAGAAAAAGAAUCCACAUUUGAACAGAAUGAACUUUGUUGUAUAAAAUCUCCACUUAAAGGAAAUAUUGCAGAGAACUUUACACCUGAAAUAGGUGCUGCUAGAGCAGAAAUAAUUAAGGAUACAUCCAAAUCCUUAACACUAAGGCACAGCAUGUUCUUUGAGAUACAAGGAUACCAAAAGAAUUUAAAGAACCAAACUUUAAUGGAUACAGUUUAUGGCAGCUUCAGCACCAUCUCACAAAGUCAUUUUACCAGUUUAACCCAACAAAUAGGAACACUUUCUUUGAAUUAUAUGUCUAUGUGCUUUGUAUUAUAUGUCACUAAACUGUAUCCAUAA